AUGAGCAGUUUUGCCAGACGCAAUGAAGGGAAUGAGAGUUACAUGAUGAACCAGCCACUGGCCAUGCCCAGUCCCUAUGGCCAUUCAGAUGGCCAUGAUUUCGGUGCUACGGGAUCUGGCUCGUAUCAUCAAUUCUCCCACCAAUCUUUUCACCCAUAUGGGUCCCAGUUGGGCCCGUCCUAUGCUCACCAGGGUCUUCAGCAUCUCCAGCAGUACUCAUCCGAUCAUUCCAUUCCGUCCAUGUCGAAUCCGGAGGAUAUGGGCAUGCACCAUCCGCCGCUGCAGUACUUGGCCCAGCCACGUUUUCUGACGUCUCCGAGAUAUGUCCCGCUGAACGAGACGGAGAUAGAAAGCCAAAUCUCCCAGAAUGAGGGCUCGAUGCAGUCGGAGCCUGUGCUGCCUCCACUGGAAGGGUUUCCCGAUGUCAAGGAAUUUGACCAAUUGAUGCAAAGCUACGUGGAUGACUUGUCAGUGAAGAAACAAGACAAGGCACUCAUCCAUUCCAAGAGAGCUCGCAAUAUCAAGGCUGUGUUGAAUGAACCCAAGGACACUUCGGUGGAGUCCGCUCAAUUCCGAUUCUGGGUGAAGAAAAUGUUUAAGCUGCAAGCCGUCGGGAUAGCCCCAGACUGCAGGAAGAUGAUCUGUCAUGAGGGAAAGCCUGUUGCAAUACGGGAGAAAUUGUUCAAGAUCCUCACCAAAGCACAUCAGCUCUGCCAGCAUGGUGGCCGGGACAAAACAUCGGCCCAGGGUUCCCAAGGAGCUCAUCUCUCGCUUUGUGAAAAUCUGCCCAACAUGCCAGGUUCGCCGUGGGGGUUCACGACUGACGCCGCCCAAUUCACGGCGCAGCUCGCCUCGGCUCGACUUGAUCCCUCGAUCCCCAAAGCUCCCGUCUCCCCCAAUAUCAAGACGAGAGUCCACUUUUGGGGGACAGGCAGCCGUCGAAAGACAACAGAUAACGAACUAUUUCAGCCAUCUGCCUACCCAUAA
Penicillium lagena is the source of this 987-nucleotide messenger RNA. RefSeq lists its product as uncharacterized. NCBI's taxonomy places the organism in Eukaryota, Fungi, Ascomycota, Eurotiomycetes, Eurotiales, Aspergillaceae. The record is from RefSeq and is a predicted model, not a curated record. The coding region runs from base 1 to 987 and encodes 328 amino acids. The transcript has 5 exons.